Terrapene triunguis (Three-toed box turtle) is the source of this 2004-nucleotide messenger RNA. RefSeq names its product chromosome unknown C15orf40 homolog (gene CUNH15orf40). Gene Ontology annotation, cellular component: cytoplasm. The record is from RefSeq and is a predicted model, not a curated record. Lineage: Eukaryota; Metazoa; Chordata; Testudines; Emydidae. The coding region runs from base 34 to 630 and encodes 198 amino acids. The transcript has 4 exons.
CCUCGCUCGCCGCCUGGCUUAGAACGGAAUCGAAUGAAGCGCCUGUUCAAUCUGCGCGUGCGCAGUACUCUGCCUGGCCCCGGAACUGGGAAGCCGGACGGUUUCCCGGCAGGCCCCGCGGGGCGGGGUGUUCUGGUGUUGCCGGAAGUGCGGGUCGGAGCCGCCCACGGUUCGGUCUGUGUGAUGCUGGUGGCCCUGGCCGGCUUCCGUCGGCGCGGCGGCUGGGGGCAGGGUCCCGUCAGUGCCUGCGUGCGGAGCUGGAGCGGGGCCAUGCCACGGAGGGGAAAAGAAAAGUGUAAAGACCCAGUAAAACCUUCUGUUCCGUCAGGUCCAGUUGUAACUGACAAAAGUGGUUCCGUCACUAUUGCUAUUCGUGCCAAACCUGGAUCCAAACAAAAUGCUAUAACAGAUGUGACAUCCGAGGCAGUAGGUGUAGCUAUUGCUGCACCUCCAUCAGAAGGGGAGGCAAAUGCAGAGCUGUGUCGUUACCUUUCUAAGGUUCUAGAAGUGAAGAAGAGCGAAGUUGUUUUAGAUAAGGGUGGUAAAUCUCGUGAAAAAGUGGUGAAGAUUUUGGUGUCGAUGACUCCAGAUGAGGUUUUAGAGAAACUGAAAAAAGAAGCUACCAGUUGAGACCAAACAAAAGCAGGAAAUGGAACAAUGUGUCUUGAAAAUCUUUCAUUGGAUGUAAAGAGGAGGAGGGACAUUCGUCAAUGAGAGCACACAAAUGCGGACUGUGGGUCACUUACAAGAAACAAAGAUUCUUUUGUGUAAAUGUGUAGAUAAAUUUAAGUACAUUGUAAAUUACAAAUCUCUUCCCUAUUCUUCCAUACUUUAAACGUUUCGUUUAAAUAAUCCCACAGAACUAAGGCCCAAGCUAGAAGUGGAAGCAGGAUUUAUCGCUGGAUAGGAAAGCUAAAAACCCUGAAUCUACAUCAUGAAUUCAGCAUGACAGGGCUCCUUUUCUAUAGUUAUCUUCAAAAUAGUCUCCUAAGCGUAAACCCAGUCCUGAUGAGUACUUGGGCAAUGUUUUUGAAUGCAGGCAUAAUUAUUUUUGGUUCACAAAGUAAAAGGCUUGGAGUGACAGGCUUCUGAUAAAGCACUGGAACAAUGUCAAGAGAAAUAUGAUGCAGAAGGAAAAAUCAAUUUAGAAGUGAGAGCCUAAAAGAGCAAUCAGUGUAAUAUAUAGUGGCAUGCGCAGGGUCCAAUUCUACUCUUGUCUACACCACUGUAAAUCCAGAGUAAUGCCAGUGGCUUUUGAAGCCAGUGGCAUUGCCCUGGAUUUACAUAGGAGCAGAACUUUUCCCUUAAGCAGUCAAAAGAAUUGAGUCUGCAAUAUGAGAAAUUGAUACAGUACUUAAGCAGCAAGUACACAAAAGCUUGCUUUGAUUCACUAGGAAGCCUAUAAUCAGAGUUGCUUAAUAAAGGUAGAGUUUCUUAUAGAGUGGUCAAAAGUAUCUUCACCUUACAUGCCAAAUGUAGCAAUUUGUUUUGUUUAAUAAAAACACAGCACUAAGUUUCAUCCACAGUUCUUGUAUUUUCAAUGAGAACGGAUUAUUUCUAGCUGUGACUUGACUAGUAAAACAAAAUUAAUUUGUUUUUAGACAGUCUUAGCAGCAAUUUUGUUUGUUCUUAGUGACAUUCUGUUGAUCUAAAUAAAUGAGUUGUGGUCAAGAAUCAGUUUCCAGCCCAUAGAAAAGUGAGCAAAAUGAAGUAAUACAUGGAGUGGUGUUAAAAAGAGUGCAAAGAUUGUACAUGAGAGGAAAUGGGAGAAGUAGAUGUAUUUGUCUUAAUCGCUCUUGACAAAGUACUGGAAUGCACACUUGUGUUCCCCACUAAUAUAUGUGAUGUCACUAUAUUCGGCUGUUUCAGCUAUCCUCUUAGGUUGCAGCUGUUAUGGGUUAGAUUGUGUUACUUUCUACGUUGUUUCUAUCCAACAGCUGUAAUGUGUAAAUGUGAUUUUAUAAUUUUAAUGCCUAAAAGUCAAUAAACAGGUCUAAAACCCCA